GCUAGGCUAGCACAUUAUUUUUUUCUCCCAAUGUCAUCUGCUGUUUCUUUGCUUUUCUGCUUUUCUGCUUCCCGUAUUAUCUUUUCCUUCACACAUUUCCUUGUUUCCUUUUCAAUUUAUCAUGGCAAAUUCUUGAGCAAAUGGAUAUGUAGUUUGAUUCUGGUUGCUGCAUCUUUGAUAUAGAAGAAGGGGGAAGAAAGCUAUGUCGACUACAUUGCCUCAAGAAGCUCGACGUUUUGGAGAUCUAAGGGGGGUGCAAUGGCGUAUUGAUUUGGGUAUUUUGCCUUCUUCCCCUGAUUCAUCCAUCCAUGAUCUUCGCCGCAGCACAGCCGAUUUCCGUAGGAGGUAUGCUUCUUUGAGGCGGCAGCUUCUGAUUGAUCCACAUGUUCCGAAAGAUGGAAGUAAUUCUCUUGAUCUUGUCAUGGACAAUCCACUCUCACAAAAUCCAGAUAGCAUGUGGAGUCGCUUCUUUAGGAAUGCUGAAUUGGAGAGAAUGGUUGAUCAGGAUCUCUCUCGUCUAUAUCCUGAGCAUGGUAACUACUUUCAAACACCUGGUUGUCAAGCCACAUUGAGAAGAAUAUUGUUGCUUUGGUGUCUUAGACAUCCAGAAUUCGGCUACAGGCAAGGGAUGCAUGAACUGUUGGCCCCACUUCUCUAUGUUCUUCAAGCUGAUAUUGAGCAGCUUUCUGAAGUGAGGAAUCUUUAUGAAGAUUAUUUUGCUGACAAAUUUGAUGGUUUUUCAUUUCAUGAAAACGAUUUUACAUAUAAAUUUGAUAUCCGAAAAUUUUCAGAAUCUGAGGAAGAAGAAAAUAGAUCCGAAAGCAGUCCACUGAAAAUUACUAGUUUAACUGAACUAGAUCCCAAGAUACAAUGCAUUGUUUUGCUGAAUGAUGCUUACGGUACUGAAGGUGAGCUUGGUAUUCUUUUGUCCGAGAAGUUUAUGGAACAUGAUGCAUACUGUAUGUUUGAUGCUUUGAUGAAUGGGGCUAGCGGUGCAGUUGCUAUGACAGAGUUCUUCUCCCAUUCACCAUAUGGUACUCCUCAUGCUGGCUUUUCCCCUGUCAUUGAAGCUUCAGCAGCACUUUACCAUUUGCUUUCACUUAUUGAUUCCUCUCUCCACGGCCACCUUGUCAAGCUAGGGGUUGAACCACAGUACUUUGCACUUCGUUGGUUACGAGUACUAUUUGGGCGUGAAUUUGCACUUGAAGACCUAUUGAUAAUCUGGGAUGAAAUAUUUGCAUGUGAAAACAAGAAGAUGGUGAAAUCUUCUGAAAUUGCUGCUGAGUCCAGCUGCAGUGUCUUGAAUUCAAACAGAGGAACAUUCAUCUCAGCUUAUGCAGUUACUAUGAUACUUCACUUGAGACCUUCACUACUUGCCUCUGAAAAUGCUACUGUGUGCCUUCAACGAUUGCUAAAUUUUCCAGAUGACGCAAUUGUAGAAAAACUGAUAGCAAAGGCAAAAUCCCUGCAGGCUUUGGCAACGGAGGACAACAAUUCAACUCCCUUAGUUGGCCAAGGUGGAGACUAUGGUAGAAGUAAGUCAAAAGUUGUGAGAGGUCAUAGCAAUUCAAAUGAUUUAAGCUCCCAAAGGACUCCUUUAUAUUUGGUACCAGAAAGCUAUUGGGAAGAAAAGUGGAGAGUUAUACACAAAGAAGAAGGGCUCAAGCAAAAUUGCAUACAGAAACAAACUUCAAAGCAAAGAAAAGGUUGGUCUGAGUUGCAUCUUACUAGAACCGAGUUAGCUCCAUCGCCAUCUAAGGUUAAUAAUGGAAGAAAAGAUCCCAAGUUGUCGGUUAGGAAAAAUUUAUUGAAAGAUAUGCCUCAGAACCUUUGUUCGGAUGAAGAUGAAAAUAAUCAUAUUGGUGAUGAUAAUGUACAGGAGAAAAAUCCAGUUGCGGUAAAUGUACAAGAUGGUUACAGUAGAGAUGAUUUGACUUGCGCAUCUGAGCAAAUGUGGUCAAGCAGAAAUGCUGCUAGUGUACAGAGUGCUUCUAUUUUCUCAGAUCCCCCAAGUCCUAUACAUGCUGGUGAUCCUGAAAAUAGAUCUGAGAGUAGUGUUGCAUCAAACUCAUAUGCAGAUGAAACUAAUGUUGAUGCCAAUAGAGGUGAGGUGUCUGGAACCAAUCUGGGAAACUCACCUCUCCGAAGUUUGGAUCCACCACAGCAGGCCUGUUCAAAAUCUGAACCUAACGAUGCCUCAGGAGGUACAUGUACAAUAGGCUUGAAGGAACAGAGAUCUGUUUCUGGUAAAUUUCAGAGGUUAUGGAAAUUUGGACGAAAUGCUGAUGAGGAAACGUCUGAUAGAAGUGGUCUUUGUGAUUCCAUAAAAACUUGCAAUGGUGGGAAUAAUCUGACCACCCCAGCUGGUUCUUCUACAGCUGAUGCAUCUCAUAACUAUGAAGUAAUCAAAGAGGAAACUGUAGACCAAAAUCUUAUAGCUACAUUGAGAAAUCUUGGACAGUCUAUGCACGAAAAAAUCCAGGUGAUCGAGUCUGAGUUCCUGCAAGCUCAGGGUCAUGUUGGGACCUUCAAAAACGUCUCUAAGAUUGAUUUGGCUGGUCAAAGUCAAGGAACAGCGAUGACAGCUCUUGAGGAGCUUCGGAAAAUCAGCAACCUCUUAUCCGAGAUGUAAGGAGGGAAUAGUCAGUCCAACAUGUAUAUAGGUUAAUAUUAUUAGUGUAAUUUUUUGAUAAUGCUUCAGUGCAUCUCUAAACUUGUCCCCGAUAUCCCAACUAUACACUUAAGUGAUGGGAUACCUCAUUGUGGAAUAACUUAUUCUGGAUAAUUAAUCAUGAUAUAACUUGUUUUCAACCAAA
Molecule: messenger RNA, 2816 nt
Organism: Solanum pennellii
Lineage: Eukaryota; Viridiplantae; Streptophyta; Magnoliopsida; Solanales; Solanaceae
Exons: 5
Coding region: 203-2632 (809 amino acids)
Biological process (GO): activation of GTPase activity
Molecular function (GO): GTPase activator activity
Source: RefSeq, a predicted model, not a curated record